Molecule: messenger RNA, 789 nt
Organism: Achroia grisella
Lineage: Eukaryota; Metazoa; Arthropoda; Insecta; Lepidoptera; Pyralidae
Exons: 1
Coding region: 58-789 (243 amino acids)
Source: RefSeq, a predicted model, not a curated record
CUAUUAUCUACCUGCUGUGAUAAUUUUCCUUUCAUUCUUCACUUCAAAUCAUUUCAAAUGGACACACUGCACACUACAAUGGCGGGUAUGAUGGAGCACUUUAAUAAGACUAUGGCUGAGUUCCAAAACCAGCUGAAGGCAAACAACACACCAGCUACAGUGCCUUCGCUUGAAUCUGACUUUGUCACUUUCCGGAGCUUUAUAACAACUGCACUCACUAGUCUUCAGAAGCAAGUGGAAAUAAUUGCCCGCCAACAAGAACAGAUGGAGAUGCGUAGUAGACGCAAAAUGUUGUUGCUGCAUGGAGUGCCAGAGUCACAACGGGAAUCUGUAGCCCAGGUGGUAGCGAAGGUCGUCAUAGACAGGCUGGACAUUGGAGACUUCACCACAGGACAUAUCUCUCGGUGUCACCGUCUUGGUCGUACAUUGAAAGACAAGCCUCGCCCGAUAGUUGUGAAGUUCCGUGACUUAGACAUCAGGAAUGAGGUAUGGUAUGCCAAAACUAAACUUAAGGGCAGCGGGAUCACCAUGUCAGAAUUUCUGACUGCGGCCAGACACAGUGUAUUCAUGGCAGCUCGACAACACUUUGGCAUCAAAAACUGUUGGUCGCAUGACGGUUUCAUCGUCGUCGCUGAUGGGGAUGGUACAAGGCAUCGCAUAAGUUGUUCUGGUGAGCUGAGCAAGCUAAUUAGCUCAUUGCCGGCCUCAACAGUCCAGUCUGCAUCGACCCCAGUCAUUGCCAAAGACCCUGCCGUUACUACGAUUCGAUCAAAACGCCAUAGAAAGUAG